Molecule: messenger RNA, 504 nt
Organism: Rhinolophus ferrumequinum (greater horseshoe bat)
Lineage: Eukaryota; Metazoa; Chordata; Mammalia; Chiroptera; Rhinolophidae
Product: putative ubiquitin-like protein FUBI-like protein ENSP00000310146
Exons: 1
Coding region: 1-504 (167 amino acids)
Biological process (GO): translation
Cellular component (GO): ribosome; cytosolic small ribosomal subunit
Molecular function (GO): structural constituent of ribosome; protein binding
Source: RefSeq, a predicted model, not a curated record
AUGACCAUACUGUCACAGUGUUUAAAAAAAAUAGAAAGUUGGCCCUUGCUCCUUCCUCUUUCUCGGCUCCAUCUUCACGGUAGCGGUUGCGGCUGCAGUUCCGUCGCCGACACACAGGUCUUUGUUCGCGCCCAAGGUCUACACACCCUCAAGGUGACUGGCCAAGAGACGGUUGCCCAGAUCAAGGCCCACAUAGCCUCGCUAGAGGGCAUCGCUCCAGAAGAGCAAGUCGUGCUCCUGGCAGGCACACGCCUAGAGGAUGAGGUUACCCUGGGCCGGUGUGGGGUGGAGGCUCUGACCACUCUGGAAGUAGCCGGCCACAUGCUUGGAGGUGAAGUCCAUGGAUCCCUGGCUCGUGCUGGGAAAGUAAGAGGUCAGACUCCCAAGGUGGCCAAACAGGAGAAGAAGAAGACUGGCCAAACCAACCGGCAGAUGCAGUGCAACCAGCAUUUUGUCAAUGUUGUUCCUACCUUUGGCAAAAAGAGCCCCAAUGCCAACUCUUAA